Ctenocephalides felis (cat flea) is the source of this 2034-nucleotide messenger RNA. RefSeq names its product RIMS-binding protein 2-like. Bases 1 to 2034 code for a protein of 677 amino acids. The record is from RefSeq and is a predicted model, not a curated record. NCBI's taxonomy places the organism in Eukaryota, Metazoa, Arthropoda, Insecta, Siphonaptera, Pulicidae. The transcript has 12 exons. Gene Ontology annotation, molecular function: protein binding. Gene Ontology annotation, biological process: neuromuscular synaptic transmission.
AUGACAAUACCAAAUUUUCAACAACUCGAAUUAAAAACAGUUACAGAUCGAGUUCUUGGACUUGUGGAUAUUCUGUGGAAGCUGGUCCCACAGGAUGGUACAUGGUUAGUUACAUGGCAACCUGUAACACGUCCGCCGUCUUCCGGACCAGUGACUGGUUAUGCAGUUUAUGCUGAUGGCAAAAAAGUUACCGAUGUAGAUUCACCUACUGGAGACCAUGCUCUGAUAGAUAUCGGUAAAUUGAUGGGUCUGAAUCCGAGAGCUGUUACUGUUAGAACCAAAUCUCGCGAUAGCCAAUCUGCUGAUAGCACACCUACGCCUAUACCAGGUGUAGUACGAGCAAGUGCAGCAAACAGAGCACAAAGGGCGCCACAUUCUGGAAUGCCUCCUCAUAUGCGCCAACAUCAGCAGCAACAGCAACAGCGUACUGGUAUGCAGCAACAUCAACAGCAGCAAGUUAUUGAACAUGACGAGAACCUCAGCGAUAAAGAAAUUUUUCCGAUGCAUCAGGAUCCUAGAAGAAGAGGUGGCCAAACACAACAGCAGUCUGGACAAUACCAAAAUCCGCCUCCAAGAAAUCACACGGAACGUGGAAGGCCUCCUAAUCCCACAUCAGGUAAUCAGCCAGGCAAUACUGCGCAAACUGGUUAUUAUGGACAAACUGCUGUUGGACGCCAAGCAACUAACACCAGGCCACAACAAGGAAGAGGAAUGCAACAAGGAGCUGCCAAUAAACGCCCGAGAUGGUUUGUUGCAUUAUUCGAUUACGAUCCAACAACGAUGAGUCCCAAUCCUGAUGCAUGUGAUGAGGAACUGCCAUUUAGUGAAGGUGAAACUAUAAAGGUUUGGGGCGACAAAGAUGCUGACGGAUUCUAUUGGGGCGAAGCUAGAGGUCGAGCCGGUUUCGUUCCGCACAAUAUGGUAGCAGAAGUGGAAGAAGGUUCAAUGGCAGCUUUGGGAGCUGCUGGUGUUGGACCUGCCCAGGUUGGCACGGGGACUAAUGUCCGAGGUGUACCACGUGAUCGUUGGGGAGAUAUAUAUGCAAACGUGCCUGUCAAACGCAUGGUUGCUAUGUAUGACUACGAUCCUCAAGAGCUGAGUCCAAACGUAGAUGCCGAUGUGGAGUUAAGUUUCCAAACUGGUGCCGUUAUCUUGGUGUAUGGUGAUAUGGAUGAAGAUGGUUUUUACAUGGGGGAAUUAGAUGGACACCGUGGUCUGGUGCCAUCUAACUUUUUAACAGAAGCAGCAGAUCAGUAUGGCACCCAACUUGGUCAACAACAACAACAAGGAAAUCCGGGCGGUUCUCAAUUAAACCGUGGUACGGGAUCAACACGGCAAACGCGCGGUCUGGGGCCCGGAGCCCGCGGACCGCCGCCUCCGCCGCGGGACAACAUGAAUGCCCCACGAACGCCCGGAGCUACACGUAAAGAUGCCUGCCCCACCACUCCUCCCGUAACACAGUUAGAGAACAACUCUAGUUCAACCGCCGGCUCUGACUUCCAACAGAGACAGAGAGGCGGUCUCAUGCAGAGAGGUGGUAAUACCACGCAGCAGACUAACCAGCAGCAACAGCCUGCGCAGCAAUCGACGUCGAUAUUCAGCGCUGCUUCCAACUUAUUUGGAGGCGGAUCUUCUAGCAACCAGCAGCAAAACCAACAAACCAUGCAACAGCAACAAAAUCAACAAUCGAAUACCCAACAGUCAACAAUGGGAGGAUUAUUUGGAUCCAGUAGUACCGGUGGCAUGUUCGGUAGUAGUCAACAGACGAAUCAACAGAGGCACAAAGGACCACCCGUUAUACCUACGGGUAUGGGGGCUGGUCCUAUGGGAGGUCAACAAAUGGGUCAAAGUACUCAACAAGGUUUCGGUAUGGGUGCAAAUCAUCAGCAACAGCAACAAAUGGGCGGUGCGAACCAGCAACCAGGAGGUCCAAAUCUAAUGCAAAAGUUUACAGAAAUUACAGCACCUGGCGGUGAUAUAUUAUCAAAGGGCAAAGAGUUGAUUUUUAUGAAAUUCGGUCUCGGAGGUAAAUAA